Messenger RNA from Geodia barretti, 2305 nucleotides. The record is from the annotation of a GenBank genome assembly. NCBI's taxonomy places the organism in Eukaryota, Metazoa, Porifera, Demospongiae, Tetractinellida, Geodiidae.
CUGCAAGUUUGCAACGGAGUGUUGAACGUUCGGUGGCGCCCUGAAUCCAGCGGAUAUCUCCGUAAUCUAUUACUAAAACUGCGAUCCCGGACGGGGUGGGGCUCGGCGGCGAAGAAGGAAAAUGGCGACGCAGGCGAAGGAGGUGUUUCUGAGCUACGGAAGAGAGCCUGAAGUGUCUGUCUUCGUGAAGCGACUCCAAGACGACCUGGAGACGCGCGGCAUCAGCGUCUGGCUGGACAUAGACGACAUUCCAGCUGGCUCUGAUUGGCACGGAGCCAUCGGCUGCUUGUUUGUCUGUAGGUUGGCGGAAAAUUCCGUAGCUGUAGUAGUGCGUUUGAAUGCUGCAGGAACUGGUCUGCAGCAGAGCAAGGCACUUAUCGCAGUCAUAACAACCAAAUACCUCAACUCCAAGUUCUGCACCAACGAACUGUAUGCAGCAAGCAGCGACCAGAAGGACCUGUUCCCUGUCAUUAUGGAGAAUAUUGACUUCAAUGCCAGUGACAGGGCCCGGGGAGUCAAGUAUGCCAUUGGAAGCAUCAACUGGACCUACUUUGGGAGUGGCUACGAUUACGGGACGGCACUUGAGCGUCUUGUGCAGGGAAUGAAAAGAAGUGGCUUAGGCGGUGGUGCUACUGAUGUAGAAGAUUCUCCUGUCACCAAUCUAAUGGGUGACCUGCAUAUCUCCCCACAUAUCACUGGAGCCUAUCCUACCCCGAGUGCCCCUCCCCCUCCUCUCCAGGCCGGUUUCUCUGCCAUGUCGUCCCCCUCGUCCUAUCCCACUCCUCCCCCGGCGUACUUCACCACCCCUGCCCCUCAUACCUACUACCAUUACUCUUCCCCACAGGGUCUGUUGCCAGGUUACGGGCCAUCUCCGCCCACUGCUGCCCCCUACCCCUACUCGCCCCAUACUCCACCCCACCCCACCGCUGCCUACUACCAAUCUCCAUACCCCAAUUCUACCCCACCGCCUCCUCCUCCGUAUACUCCGGAGUCGACUGACGGCACUGGAGUAGACCCAACUCUUGCCAAAACACCACUCUCUGCAAGUCGCGAAUAUCCGUCCCCCCAUCUCACUCCUUCCCCACAUGUGCCACGCCCACCUUCAGCUCAUCAGCAGGUGACACUAUUUGCCAGUCCGUCAUCGACAUUGGCAGGCACUUUGUCCACAACUGGUCCGUUGUUCCAAGUUGGGAUGAAACUCGAGGCCACCGACCGAAGGUUCCCUUACUUUGUGUGCGUGGCAACCAUCAUGGACAGGAGAGAAUCGGAGGUUCUAAUCCACUUUGACGGCUGGGGUCCGGAGUAUGACUACUGGUGUAGUGCCUGGUCACUGGAACUCCACCCACCUGGAUGGUGCCGCACCCACAACUGGGAGCUUCAGACACCUCUCCACCAACCGUGGACUUCAUGGGAGGACUAUCUCAUGAGACUGACUCCCCAGCCACUCCCGACUCUCUUUUCAACCAGGACCAGCUGGCAGGGCCGGGGAGUCGUCUGUUCAGACCGGGCAUGAAGCUGGAGGCCAAAGACAGACAGCACCCGGGCACAGUCUGCGUGGCCACCAUCGCCAACGUGAAGGACGGGAAACUGUUGAUUCGGUUUGACGGCUGGAGCAGCAGGUAUGACUACUGGUGUCGUCCAGAGUCGACUGAUAUCCACCCUCCUCACUGGUGCAGCAAGAACCAUAGAGAACUCCACCCACCAAAAGGUUACAGUGGAGCAUUCAAAUGGAGUGAGUACCUCCGUCAGCCUGGCCCCGUCCCUGCUCCAGCCUUCAUCUUCACUGAGGAGCAGAGAGCAGUGCCGUCAGAAUCAGCGACCUCCUCCUCCUCCUCCUCCUCCCCCAAGGGGUUCAAUGUGGGGAUGAGAUUGGAGGCAAAGGAUCGCCAGUACCCGACGUUGGUGUGCGUGGCAACCGUCGCGGCCGUGAGGGGCAGCAAACUACUCAUCCACUUCGACAGGUGGCAGGCCAACUACGACUAUCUCUGUGAGUCGGACUCGACCGACGUACACCCGGUCGGCUGGUGCAAGAAGAAAGGCCGGGACUUACAGAAACCAAACGCAUGCAUGUUCUGUAUACAUGCAGGCUAUGGUGGAAACUUCAAGUGGGAUAAGUACCUGUCAGAAAACGGCUAUGAGGCUGCCCCAGAAAAUCUCUUCACAGAAGCACAGAGGAAAUAAGUUAUUCAGACAGAGCAUUUGUUGUUGACAGACACAAAUUAGCAUUUUAACUCUUUAUCCCAUGGUGACAGUGUUUGUUGGUGAGUGUAUGUAUGUAUGUAUGAUGAAAGUAAUUCUGUUGAGU